This is a messenger RNA of Nasonia vitripennis (jewel wasp), 3335 nucleotides long. RefSeq names its product rhodopsin. NCBI's taxonomy places the organism in Eukaryota, Metazoa, Arthropoda, Insecta, Hymenoptera, Pteromalidae. Gene Ontology annotation, molecular function: G protein-coupled receptor activity. Gene Ontology annotation, biological process: adenylate cyclase-activating G protein-coupled receptor signaling pathway; positive regulation of cytosolic calcium ion concentration; inflammatory response. The coding region runs from base 506 to 1672 and encodes 388 amino acids. The transcript has 6 exons. The record is from RefSeq and is a predicted model, not a curated record. Gene Ontology annotation, cellular component: plasma membrane.
CGGCCAGUCAGGCGGAAACUGCGCCACGGCAAGCAUCGUCGUAGUCCUCGUCUCGCUUGCGGGUUUUUUUUUUUUUUUAAUCUCGGAUUGGCGCUCGGUUCGUCUUGUUAUUAAAUUUUUCUCUGUCGGAGAAAAUUUUUUUUCGAAAUACCUAUUCACGUUUUACUCUCGAUCCUGUGAGCAUCAGAGUGACACUCGAUCACUAGACGGACGUGGAACGCAGGUAUAUAUACAUAAGACAGUGCGAAGGGCUGCACCGACGUUGCCAGAUCGACGCAACAGGGGCUAUAGCUGUCGGUGCGUGUUUUUCUCGAAUCCGACGACUUUCUUCGAGAUAUAACACACGAGUGCAGCAGAGAAUCUCUCGCUCGUAUAAGAUGUGUCCGAGGGACUGAAGAGGAAGCCGGGGGUUCACACUUCGCGGACGCUCGGAUGACGAGCGGCGGCAAAUUCGAACGCAUAGAUUAUUAGACGCAACGAUAAUAUACACAGAGACGUUAUAAGCAUGGAGAACCUGUCGACGAUUAAUCUGACGAGCGCGUUGGUGAACUCGAGCGUCGCGAUGCCUGCACCCGAGGAGAAGAGGUUCCUCUCGUUCAUCGUUCUCAACGUCGUCUGCAUCGUCGGCAUCCUGGGCAACUUAUCGGCGCUCUUCAUUCUGCUGCACAAAGAUAAGAGGAGAAACCGGAAGCACCUGCUGAUGCUACGCUGCCUGACGAUCAACGACCUGGUGGCGAUAACCGGCACCUAUGCGCAAAUGUUCGUCAGCAGGUACGUCGGCCUGCACAAGUUUUGCUAUCUCCACGUCGUCUGGAGGCUCUUCGGACUGUUCAGCGGAUGCGUGGCUAUCGUCAUGGCGGUCGAGAGGUGGAUCGCCCUCACUAGACCCUUCGUUUACCAGAAGCAGGUAACGUACCCGAUGAUCGUACGGUGUAUGCUGCUCCUGUGGGUCGUCGCGCUGACGCUGACCUUUCCUCCUUUCUUCGGUUUCGGCCUCUACGAGGGACACAGCAAAAAGGGCUACGAGUGCAUGCGCUACAGGGACGCCACGCAGCCGAUGGACGUCGCCUAUGCUUACGUCUGGUUCUUCUUCGGUACGCUGCUGUGCCUGUCGAUCGUCUGGUGCAAUUUGGCGGUGGCGAGCGCCCUGAAGCGCCUGGGCCGACGUAACGGGGCUCUGAGGAGAAUCUCGCGGGCUUCGUCGCGAGCGAAGCCGCUGCUGACCGUCGCGGGACCACCAACCGAGGUCGGCAUCACAGCCGAGGAACGAGCUUUCGCCAAGCUCAUGGCUAUGCUGUCGAUAAGCUUCCUGAUCUGUUGGAUGCCGCAGAUGAUCGCGAUCCCGCUGAGCCAGUACCAGCACAUACUCCCGGAGAGGUCGUUCGGCAAUAAGAUGAUCAACAUCUUCAAGAAGAUAGCCGACGUUCUGCUCGGCAUCCACUUCACCCUCGACCCCUACAUCUACGUGCUGCUGAGGAUGCCUCGGCCGCGAUUUCCGCUCCUCAAGCCGCUCUGCCGCAUCUGCUGGCCUGCGAGAAGUCGAGCUAGUUCGUUUACAGGAACGACAGAGCAGCACGGCAGCAGCGGCGACCCACCGACCCCGAUAACCGAGGCUCCGUCGACGCCCGUCAGCGAGGAACGUGACUCCCAGCUCGUCGCCGUCGCUGUCUGAACGGCCUGAACGCGUGGGUGUCGACCUUGUGAACAUCGACCUGUACACGCCGCACCACCGAGAGCGCCAAAAGCCUUGUUCUGGAAACGGCAAAAGUCUGAUUUGGCGGACGGAGCUGUCCCUCGACGCCGGUGAUAUUCCCUCCUUCCCUCACAUAUACAGCCCUUUUCGAUUUCUCUCUUUUCGAUGUGUGUGUGCGUGUGGAUGCAUUGCGUGUUGUAUGAAUACAGGAGAGAAAGAAGAGGUGAGCUUUGGGACGUCGUUUCGGUGCGAUGACUUUUCGCUAUCCCAUUACUCCUGACCAUAGCUGUAAAUAUUUUUCGCGCAAAAUUAAUUAUUGCUUUCGCGCAGCGCCGAACGACCUCGGUGUAAACGUACUUAUAUACGCGGCCAAAAUGAAGGAAGAAUGUUGUAUACGUUAUUCAAAGCAUGAUUGUGAUGUAUGUAAACUUGAAAAGUUUUUGUCAGAUUUUAGAGAUGCGGUCACUGCGUGCGUAGAAAAAUUUAAUUAUUAUCGGUGCAAAAAGUAUAUGCAAGAACUUUUCUACGCUAUCGACAUUUUUAGAUUGGAAUAUUUUUAUAAAUUGCAGUGGCUGCUCGUGCGCGGGAAUGUCUUUUUCGUUAAUAUUAAGGAAACUAGGUUUAUUUUGUAUAUCGACGAUUUAAGACAUGUGUAUUAAUACUUUUAGUGAAACGCGUACUAAUUCGACCGUUGACGACACACUUGUGCAAAGUAUAUGCGACGUUUGUUCGUAAGUUCAUGUUCAUGAUGAUUGCAAAGAGUUACAUUCCACAGAAACAUUCAAAGGCGCUGUGUAAUAUGGAACGGUAUAUUGGAAUGCUGCUAUAUUCAAAGUGUUGAAGCAGCAUCGUAAAAUUGUAUGAAAAAUUCUAUUUUUUAACGAAAAAGUGUAUAAUCCAAAAAGAAAAUCGCAAGCCGAAUCUAUGUCUACUAAGAUUUACGAUGAUGACUGAAAUUUAUUUUUUGACGAGAACAAAAAUUUUACAGGCCAUAUAACUGAAACUGAAUGUGUACAAUGCUAUACAAAAGCACAAUUAAUAAUAGUUGUCGUUUGUGAUUUGUAAAAUUAACAGACCUUUUAGUCUUUCAAGACUGUCGUUUCUUGAGAAAGCAUAAUCAUAUUCCACCAUAUAUUACAUUUGUUCUGGGUAUUCAGCUGAUAAAGAUACUCAGCUCAACAAUAGCUUAAAAACCAAAAACGUAUAAUCCACCAUUUUUGUUUUUCAUGUGCAUGUUCAUUGAUGUUAGCAGUUAGUUAUAUGUAUAUGUUUAAUGUAAUGACCACAAUGACCAAAGUACAUAAUUACUAACUAGAGUAUUUCUUAACCGUAUUUGUAAUCGUAAUAGCAUUUUGUUUUUGGGAAUAUGUACUAAUUUUAUAGUCUUUUUACACUUGAACGUAAAACUUAAAUUUUUUAUAUUUUAAUUGAAAAUACUUAUACAAAUCGUUCCGACAAAUGAUCUGAUUCGAAUAGAUUAGAUUAAUUACUAAGCAAAAAUUCAAAAAUAAAACAAAUUUAUGUAUACUUCUAGUCAAGUAAAUAAUAUACAAAAGAAUUAUCUGUUAUGGACCUUGAAUAUGUAAUCAAAAUACACAAAUUGGCCACGCAUUAUUGAAAUAAAAUAUUUAUAAAGAUCAAA